Messenger RNA from Penicillium brevicompactum, 2190 nucleotides. RefSeq names its product Tryptophan synthase. Lineage: Eukaryota; Fungi; Ascomycota; Eurotiomycetes; Eurotiales; Aspergillaceae. The annotation marks the transcript as partial. The record is from RefSeq and is a predicted model, not a curated record. Gene Ontology annotation, cellular component: cytoplasm. Gene Ontology annotation, molecular function: tryptophan synthase activity. The transcript is spliced from 10 exons. Gene Ontology annotation, biological process: L-tryptophan biosynthetic process.
AUGUCUGAGGGUAUCAAGCAAGCAUUUGCGCGAUGCAAAGCUGAAAGCCGUCCUGCUUUCGUGACCUUUGUCACGGCUGGAUUUCCCACGGUGGAAGAGUCUGUAGAUAUUAUACUGGGAUUGGAGGCUGGAGGUGCAGAUAUCAUUGAACUUGGUGUUCCUUUCACGGACCCCUUCGCAGAUGGGCCUACUAUCCAGAGCGCUAACAAUGUAGCGCUCAAGAACCAUGUCACCAUAGACACAACCCUCGGGCUGGUAAGGGAAGCUCGCAAAAGAGGCCUCCGAGCACCGAUCCUGCUGAUGGGCUACUACAACCCACUGCUGAGUUAUGGCGAAGAGCGCCUUAUGACUGAUUGUCGUGAGGUCGGUGUCAAUGGUUUCAUUGUGGUGGAUCUUCCCCCACACGAGGCUGUCAAAUUCAGAAAUUACUGUGCGAAGGGAGGAUUGUCAUACGUCCCUCUCCUUGCUCCUUCCACAACUGACCAGCGACUCCAACUACUCUGCAAGCUCGCGGACUCCUUCGUCUACGUGGUUUCGCGUAUGGGUGUCACCGGCGCAACAGGUAGUCUCAACACCGGCCUACCAAAGCUUUUGGCACGCAUCAAGAAAUACUCCGGCAAUGUCCCCGCUGCAAUCGGAUUCGGUGUCAGCACAAGGGAGCACUUCUUGAGUGUAGCCAGCAUCGCAGAUGGUGUUGUCAUUGGCAGUCAAAUCAUCACAACUCUGAGUGAGGCUGCCCCUGGAGACCGAGCCAGAGCUGCGGAGGAAUACUGCGCCGCUGUCUGCGGAAGGAGAAACUCGCCAUCGGAUGGACUUAAUGGGUCGAUCGACACGGUGGAAGUCAAUGGUACCAGCCACACCAAUGGCGAGAAGGCAGAGGUGCUUCAUAAAUUGGAAGAAAUGGUCAGUGCUGAGGGAGGAGACCCAGAGCUCUUCUCUGCUCGCUUUGGUGAAUUUGGAGGCUCCUAUGCCCCCGAAUCACUGAUGAGGUGCCUCUCAGAAUUGGAGGUUGGAUUUGAUAAAAUUCGAAAUGACCCGGACUUCUGGGCGGAAAUGCGGUCCUACUACCCAUACAUUGGAAGGCCCGGACACAUGCACUUCGCAGAUCGCCUCACUGAACAUGCUGGUGGUGCCAAUAUCUGGCUCAAGCGCGAGGAUUUGAACCACACUGGAAGUCAUAAGAUCAACAGUGCUCUGGGUCAAAUUCUCUUGGCUCGCCGUUUGGGCAAGACCGAGAUCAUUGCUCAGACCGGAGCUGGCAUGCACGGUGUCGCAACUGCCACAGUCUGUGCCAAGUUCAACAUGAAGUGCACAAUCUUCAUGGGAGAGGAGGAUGUCAGGAGACAGGCAUUGAACGUGUUCCGCAUCAAGCUCCUUGGUGCCGAGGUCAUUCCUGUUCAACAAGGCUCGCGAACCCUUCGCGACGCCGUCAACGAAAGUUUCCGCGUGUGGAUCACCAGAGUGGAUACUGCCUACCACAUCAUUGGUUCUGCCAUCGGUCCACACCCCUUCCCCACGAUCGUCCGCGAGUUCCAGACCGUUCUUGGCGAAGAGACAAAAGCACAAAUGCAUGAGCGACGACACAAGCUACCAGAUGCGGUUGUUGCCUGCAUUGGUGGCGGAAGUAAUGCUAUUGGCAUGUUCUAUCCGUUCAUCAACGACCCAAGCGUGAGGCUUCUGGGAGUCGAAGCUGGCGGUGAUGGCAUUGAUACCAACAAGCAUGCUGCUAGUCUCACCGGUGGCACUAAGGGAGUUCUCCAUGGAAGCAGGACAUAUGUGCUGCAGGAUCAGCAUGGUCAGAUUCAAGAUACCCAUUCCAUUUCGGCUGGGCUGGACUACGCCGGUGUUGGACCUGAGUUGAGCUCUUGGAAAGACUCUGGGCGCGCUCAAUUUAUUGCAGCCACUGAUGCCCAAGCUCUUCUUGGAUUCAAGCUCCUCAGUGAGCUAGAGGGUAUCAUUCCCGCCCUCGAAUCCGCCCAUGCUGUUUACAGCGGUGUCAAGUUGGCCGGCGCAAUGAAGAAGGGCCAGGACGUUGUGAUCUGUGUCAGUGGAAGAGGUGACAAGGAUGUGCAAAGCGUGGCGGACGAAUUGCCCAGGCUCGGACCAGAGAUCGGAUGGGACUUGAGGUUUGAGGAGUCCGAAACAUCGAAGGGCAGCCUGACUAUUGAUGAUCUUGGCGCUAGCUGCAAC